AUGACGCUGGUAACAGAUCCUGACAGAAUACGAGCUGUUUUCAAGAAGUACAGCACAGACUCUACAUACCUUACUCGUAAACAAUACAAGGUAGCCGCUCUUGCUAUAUCCGGCUACAAACCCUCUAAAAGCAUGGUGGAGAGACUGUAUCGAGAUAUGGAGGUGGGUGAUACCUUGGAUAUAGACACUUUCACCAGGAUACAACUGGAACAAGCUAAACUAAGGAGUACUUCAGAAACACUGAAACAGAUCUUCCAGUCAUUUGACUGGUCUUGUAACGGGUUCAUAUCUAAAAGUGACUUUCUGAGGGCAGUGAGAGAGGUGAUGCCUAACUACUCCACUGCUGAGGACGUGUUUGAUAAAGCAGAUUGGGACCAGGAUGGGAGGAUUAGUUGGAGAGACUUUGUUUCUCUCAUGGGUGUCACGUGA
This is a messenger RNA of Bolinopsis microptera, 429 nucleotides long. RefSeq names its product EF-hand calcium-binding domain-containing protein 11-like. Gene Ontology annotation, molecular function: calcium ion binding. The coding region runs from base 1 to 429 and encodes 142 amino acids. The transcript has a single exon. The record is from RefSeq and is a predicted model, not a curated record. Lineage: Eukaryota; Metazoa; Ctenophora; Tentaculata; Lobata; Bolinopsidae.